ACUAAAAAUAUUAAUUUAAUUAACAAAACACUUUUGGAAGGAAAGAAAACAAAAGAAGCAAGGGAUUAUAAAGAAUUUAAAACCAAAUCAACAUAAGAACACGAAAUGAAUUCUCUCAGAACCUAACUUGUGAGGAGCUUCAAGGCAUCCCUCCGGGCUCCUGCUCUGCUGAUUUAGAGAUGAUGCUUGUCCUUCUUGCAUUCUAUUCUCUCCUCCUUCACGGUGCAAAUGGAAAAACCCAUCACCAUACUUUUGUGUUGAAAUCGACGCCCUACACUCGACUGUGUAGCACAAAGAACAUCUUGACGGUGAAUGGGAAAUUUCCAGGACCGACGCUGAAGGCCCACAGAGGUGAUAAGCUCGUCAUCAAGGUCUACAACCAUGCAAACUACAAUCUCACCAUUCACUGGCAUGGAGUGAGGCAAGCGAGGAACCCAUGGGCGGAUGGGCCAGAGUACAUAACGCAGUGCCCCAUCCAGCCGGGGAAGGAGUACACGUACAGGAUGAAGCUGUGGAAGGAGGAAGGAAGCAUAUGGUGGCAUGCCCACAGCGGGUGGGCGCGGGCAACAGUUCACGGAUCCUUCAUCAUUUAUCCUAAGCCUGGAACUACCUAUCCUUUUCCUAAGCCUCAUGCAGAGAUUCCUAUCAUACUAGGGGAGUGGUGGAAGAAAGAGGUGAUGGAUAUCCCUAUAAAUGCAAAUAAAACAGGUGGAGAACCAAUUCUCUCGGAUGCAUAUACCAUCAAUGGACAGCCAGGCCAUCUGUAUCCGUGCUCCAAGCAAGGGACAUUCAAAAUGAAGGUGCAGCAUGGAAAAACCUAUCUUCUUCGUAUGGUUAAUGCAGUGAUGGAUGAAGAUAUCUUCUUCAGCAUAGCACACCACAAACUAACAGUAGUAGCAACAGACGGAUGCUACACAAAACCCUUCACUACAUCCUACCUAAUGAUCGCUCCCGGCCAAUCCAUGGACGUCCUCCUCGGCGCCGACCAACCCCCUAACGCUCUCUACUUCAUGGCCGCCCGAUCUUACUCCUCCGCCUUGGGUGCCGGCUACGACAACACAACCACCACAGCAGUCCUCCGAUACACCGACGCCCACAACUCGAACUCGUCCCGGCUUCGGCCGCCGCCUCCUCCUCUCCUGCCCCACCUUCCGCCCUACAAUUCGACGCAGGCUGCCACCGACUUCAGCGCAAGUCUAAGAAGCCUGGCCACAAAAAAGCACCCGGCCGAAGUACCGCUAAAAGUGGACACCCACUUGUUCUUCACCAUCUCUGUCAAUCUGCUUAACUGCACCAAGCCAUGCAAUGGCCCUUUCGGGAAGAGAUUUGCGGCCAGCGUGAACAAUAUAAGCUUCGUCAGCCCUUCUGUCGACGUGCUUCGAGCUUACUACUAUGGAAUCCCCGGGGUUUUCGAGGAGGAUUUUCCAAGAACAGCGCCGGCAAAGUUCAACUAUACCGGCGACAAUCUGCCGGAGAAUUUGCUGACGCCGGAGUUUGGGACAAAGGUGCAGGUUUUGGAGUACAAUACAAGCGUAGAGCUGGUGCUGCAGGGGACGAAUUUGUUGGCCAGUGAUCAUCACCCUAUUCAUUUGCAUGGUUACAGCUUUUACGUGAUGGGUUGGGGGUUUGGGAACUUUAACCCUAGAAAGGACCCUUUGGCGUACAACCUGGUUGACCCGCCGGAGCAGACCACCGUCGGCGUUCCUAAAAAUGGAUGGGCGGCUAUCAGGUUUAGGGCAGAUAAUCCAGGUGUAUGGUUUAUGCAUUGUCAUUUAGAGCGCCACCAAGUUUGGGGAAUGAAUGCCCUAUUUUUAGUAAAAAAUGGUCCCACUCGUGGUACCCAAAUUCUCCGACCUCCUCCUAAUUUGCCCUCUUGUUAGGGAUGUUGGAUUCAUUUUUCGUAUUUGCUUAUUUACAAUAUCUUGAUUAAUAUAUAGAUUUGGCAUAAAAAAAAAUUUAGUCCUUAGUUUUUUAUUAGUUAUUUAAAAAUGGAUUCAUUUGUU
Messenger RNA from Malania oleifera, 2003 nucleotides. Its product is annotated as laccase-14. Gene Ontology annotation, cellular component: apoplast. The record is from RefSeq and is a predicted model, not a curated record. Bases 180 to 1880 code for a protein of 566 amino acids. Lineage: Eukaryota; Viridiplantae; Streptophyta; Magnoliopsida; Santalales; Ximeniaceae. The transcript is spliced from 6 exons. Gene Ontology annotation, biological process: lignin catabolic process. Gene Ontology annotation, molecular function: hydroquinone:oxygen oxidoreductase activity; copper ion binding.